This is a messenger RNA of Ruditapes philippinarum (Manila clam), 2712 nucleotides long. RefSeq names its product BTB/POZ domain-containing protein KCTD6-like. The transcript is spliced from 3 exons. Gene Ontology annotation, biological process: protein homooligomerization. Gene Ontology annotation, molecular function: protein binding. NCBI's taxonomy places the organism in Eukaryota, Metazoa, Mollusca, Bivalvia, Venerida, Veneridae. The record is from RefSeq and is a predicted model, not a curated record. Bases 151 to 609 code for a protein of 152 amino acids.
UUUUGACAACUUUUAUAUGUCAAACGUUACGUAUCUAACGGACAGCUUUAUAUUAUAUCACAUGCAGAUACAGAUUUAAUUAACGUUCAAAUUAAAUUAUGUGUUCAUGAAAAUGAAACGGAUAUCUCAAAUUUGAAUUUUUAAACUACAAUGUCGAAGUUUCACGCUAAUUCCGAGAGGAUUGUGAAACUUAACGUUGGUGGAACAUUUUACUCGUCCACGAAAUCAACAUUAACAAAAGUAGCUGACAGUUAUUUGGGUCGGUUGAUGAAUGGAGAUCUUCCGUGUACAAGGGACGAAAAAGGGAGCUUUUUCAUAGACAGAGAUGGGCAAGUUUUCAGACACAUACUUAACUACCUUAGAAGCGAUCGGCUGACGACUCCUUUUGGAUUUCGUGAUCUUAAGUUGUUAAAAGUCGAAGCAGAUUACUACGGACUUCCUGGUCUUGUACAGGAAGUAGAUCUCGUGCUGAACUCGCGCAGACGUAAUAGACGCAGACGACAACGUAACAAGACAACAAGCCAAAGCGUUACGGAACUACAUCGAGUGCACGAGAGGAAUGGAGAUCUUUACAUAUCUGACGAGGAUUCUGAUUGGUUCUAUGACUAGAGCUACAUACGGGCACUUUUCUGCCAAUAUUUUUUGGUAACGGGGGUAAUUAAAAUCAUUACAGCGUUCACAUGUGCGCACGUUUUUAGAAUAAGUGAAUUUGGCAAGUUGUUUACUUGCCUAUUUCUAUUCCUCAGCCUGUUCAGGACGUUCAUUUCGGCCACUUAUUUUGAAGACCAUGAAUCACAGAAAAGGAAAUGACUCUGCGAUUUCAUUUCAUAACUUCGUGCCUGUAAUGCUUAAAAUCGCUGGAGUCACAGAAACAAUUCAAGUAACAACUGUACAUCGACUGUACAUUCUUCAAGUAUGAUAAAACUGUUACAGCUAUGGAAUACUCGUAAUACUUAACACAUAUAUUAAAGGGAACGCCAUUCGAAAAUUCAUUUGGAGCAAUUGUGAUUAUGGGUGUCGAUGGUUUUUAUUUCGCUUUUUUCGACAAUCUAAUUGCUACCAAAUGUUAACUUACGUAUAUACAUGUACAUGUAUAUAUAAUAUAGAUGGUUUAUGUAUUUUGUUAAGAUGUAACAUGCACUGGAGGAAACAGUCAUUCUUUAUUGAUCUGUGUGACACAUGGUUGGAUAAUAAACUUCUCAUGUUGAAUAAGGCCGUCACAAGAAAUAAUCUUGCUUACAUUGGAGGCAACCUGUUACCACAUAUGAUUUCAUCAUCUAAGUUAAUAGAAGAAAUGUGAUUCGUAGGAUCAAUAAAGUGAACGAUCUUCACCAGCUUAUUAUUAAGGUUAUUUUGACAAAUGUGUUGUCAACUGUGCUUCUUGGUCUCUCAGGCUACUACAUACUGUAUUUGAGCCGCAUCACGACAAAACCAACAUAAUGGGUUUGCGACCAGCAUGAAUCCAGACCAGCCUGCGCAUCCGCGCAGUCUGAUCAGGAUCCAUGCUGUUCGCUUACAAACCCUAUAACAAGUAGAGAAACUGAUAGCGAACAGCAUGGAUCCUGAUCAGACUGCGCGGAUGUUAUUAUGUUGGUUAUUAUUAUGUUGGUUUUGUCAUGGCGCGGCUCAUUUUAUAAACAUCAAUCGCCCAUAUGACCAGGAGUAACUGUUUACAAAGUUUCAAAAGUAGGCUGUUUCAGAGGCCACCCUAUUGCCUCGCUAAUUGCCUCACAGGUUAAAGAAAGUAUUUCCAACGUCAGUCAAAUAUUUGGAUUUAUCAAUAUUUUUAUGUUUUGAAGUAAUUUUCCUGAUGAAUAUUUUUCUUUCCCGAUGAAAAAAAUGUUUAUAGUUAUUUGAUAAAAAUAUUUCGUUUAAUUAAUGAAGUGUACACAUUUGUUUGUAGUGCCUUUAUGUGUUGAAACGACACUAAAUGUCGCAUUUGCUUCUAAAUGUCGCGCUAUUGUCGCUAAAUGUCACAAACUGUUCUAAAUGUCUUAAAAUAUUUUGCCGCCAAAUGUUGCAAUGAUGAUGUUAACAUCGCACCAUUUUCUUAAUGGGGAUAAGCUUUUCUCUUUCUCGUUAAAGAAGGGUAAUCCUGUAAUGCUGUGCGGUAACAAGGUCACUUUCCUUAUAACAUGUCCUCGAUGAAUGUAUGUGGUCGAAAAUCUCAAAUGAAAUGACGUUUUAAAAAGUUUUUUGGUAGAUAUUAUCUGCUGCAAAAUCUUAAAUAUUGUUUAACUCAUGAUUAGGAGUUAUAAAAGCCUAAUUAGGACAUUGACACUCCUAAAUAGGAUACUCCUAAAUAGGAGAGCUAAAACACUUAUUAGAACUUUGUCACUCCCAGUUAUAAUUAGUAAGUUACUCAAAAUUAUGAAAUAUAAACCUAAUUACAACUUUAUGACUUUUAUGACUUUUAAAAACAUCACUAGGAGAAAUUUAAGGACAGAAGAUUUAGCGGAAAGUGUGACAUUUGGCGGAAAGUGUGACAUUUAGCGGCAAGUGUGACAUUCAGCGGCAAGUGUGACAUUUAGCGGCAAGUGCGACAUAAAACUUUCCAGUUUUUGAAGAAAUAUAAUGAAUGGAAUUGAAUAAUAGUCAAUUGUUAAAGUGACAACUAUAUACAUUGUUGUUACAGGUAUGAAAAUAUCAAAGAUAUAUUUGAAUCUUUACAUGUAUCAUACCAUCAUAGAAAUAAAAACGAAUCAGAAAGUA